ACGACCUAGAAAGAGCGUCACACGAAAAAGGGCAGCGUGGCGACUCUCAUUCUUCUCUCUGCUUGUACAAUCGCUCGGUUAAAUCGCAGGAGAAAAAGUUUAUUUCUAAAUAAACAGAACGCAUUUUAAGUAUAGAAUAAGUGUAUGAUAAAUUUAAGAAAAAAUAUAUAAUGACGGAUACGGCUAAAAAAGUUAUUAAAUGUAAAGCUGCAGUAGCAUGGAGACAAAAGGAGCCUUUAUCUUUAGAAGAAAUCGAGGUAGCACCACCAAAGGCACAUGAAGUUCGAAUUAAAAUAGUAGCUGUAGCACUUUGUCAUACAGAUGCUUACACUCUAAAUGGAUUAGAUCCAGAAGGAAUAUUUCCUUGUAUACUUGGUCAUGAAGGCAGUGGCAUUGUAGAAAGUGUUGGAGAAGGUGUUACCGAGUUUCAGUCUGGUGACCAUGUUAUACCACUUUAUAUUCCCCAAUGUAACAAUUGUAAAUUCUGUAAAUCAUUGAAAACAAAUUUAUGCAGCAAAAUCCGCGAAACUCAGGGUAAAGGUUUAAUGCCUGAUGGUACAUCUCGGUUCACAUGUAAAGGACAAACAAUUGCACAUUUUAUGGGCUGUUCCACCUUUUCUGAAUAUACAGUAGUAGCUGACAUUUCUCUCGCAAAGAUUAAUCCUAUAGCACCAUUGGACAAAGUUUGCCUAUUAGGCUGUGGAAUAUCUACAGGCUAUGGUGCAGCUUUAAAUACUGCAAAGGUAGAGCCUGGAAGUACUUGUGCUAUAUGGGGUUUAGGAGCUGUAGGUCUUGCUGUAGCAUUUGGUUGCAAGAAAUCUGGUGCAUCUCGUGUCAUUGGAAUAGAUAUUAAUCCAGCCAAAUUUGAACAAGCUAAAAUUUUUGGAUGUACAGAAUUUAUCAACCCUAAAAAUUAUAAUAAACCUAUUCAACAAGUGUUAAUCGAGAUGACUGAUGGUGGACUAGAUUAUACUUUUGAAUGCAUUGGAAAUGUAAAUACUAUGAGGGCUGCAUUGGAAUCUUGCCACAAAGGAUGGGGUGUUUCCAUAAUAAUAGGAGUAGCUGCAGCUGGGCAGGAGAUCAGUACUAGACCAUUCCAAUUGGUUACAGGACGAGUGUGGAAAGGUACUGCAUUUGGAGGAUGGAAAUCAAAGCAAAGCAUACCGAAAUUGGUCGAAGAAUAUUUAUCAAAAAAAUUGAUUCUUGAUGAAUUUAUUACACAUAAUUUUCCCUUUGAAAAAAUCAAUGAAAGCUUUGAUAUAUUGCAUUCAGGAAAUUGUUUGAGAGCCGUUCUUAAAUAUUAAUAAUACAUUUCUUAUUUUAUGCUGCAAAAUAAGCCUAUUAAGAGAUCUAACAUGUAUCUCUCUUCUCUCUUCAAUCUAUAUAAAGAAAAAAAUUUAGAAUAU
This is a messenger RNA of Formica exsecta, 1406 nucleotides long. It is a transcript of the gene Fdh, whose product is annotated as alcohol dehydrogenase class-3. Gene Ontology annotation, biological process: formaldehyde catabolic process. The transcript is spliced from 7 exons. Gene Ontology annotation, cellular component: cytosol. Gene Ontology annotation, molecular function: zinc ion binding; S-(hydroxymethyl)glutathione dehydrogenase [NAD(P)+] activity. The record is from RefSeq and is a predicted model, not a curated record. NCBI's taxonomy places the organism in Eukaryota, Metazoa, Arthropoda, Insecta, Hymenoptera, Formicidae. The coding region runs from base 171 to 1304 and encodes 377 amino acids.